AUGCCGUUUGCGCAGCUCGUACUCGGCAGCCCCGGCGCGGGCAAGAGCACAUAUUGCGAUGGCAUGCAUCAGUUUAUGGGCGCUAUCGGCCGACAGUGCUCGGUCGUGAACCUAGACCCCGCGAACGAUCAGACAAGCUACCCGUGCGCACUUGACAUCCGCAGCCUGGUCACGCUGGAGGAGAUCAUGGCCGACGACAAGCUGGGUCCCAACGGCGGGGUGCUCUAUGCCAUUGAGGAGCUGGAGAACAACAUGGCCUGGCUGGAGGAGGGCCUCAAAGAGCUGGGCGAGGAUUACGUCAUUUUCGACUGCCCGGGCCAGGUCGAGCUCUACACGCACCACAACAGCCUACGGAACAUCUUCUACAAGCUCCAGAAGCUUGGAUAUCGGCUUGUCGUCGUACAUCUCUCCGACAGCUUUUGCUUGACGCAACCGUCACUGUACAUCUCAAAUCUCCUCUUGUCUCUGCGCGCCAUGCUGCAGAUGGACCUCCCACACAUCAACAUCCUCACGAAAAUCGACAAGAUCUCGUCGUACGACCCGCUCCCAUUUAACCUCGACUACUACACAGAGGUGCAGGAUCUUUCGUACCUGGAGCCUUCGCUGGAGGCCGAGUCGCCGGCGCUGCGGAGUGAGAAGUGGAGCCGGCUGAACCGAGCGGUGGCAGAGAUGAUUGAGGGGUUCGGGCUGGUGCGCUUCGAGGUGCUCGCGGUGGAGAAUAAGAAAAGCAUGAUGCACAUCUUGCGCAUGAUCGACCGGGCCGGCGGCUAUGUGUUUGGAGGUGCCGAGGGUGCCAAUGACACGGUGUGGCAGGUGGCAAUGCGCAACGAAUCGUCGAUGCCGGAGGCGGUGGACAUCCAGGAGCGAUGGGUCGACAACAAAGAGGAGUAUGACAGGCUGGAGCAGGAGGAGUGGGAGGCGCAGGAGAGGCUGCGCGAGGGCGACGAGGCUGCUGUCCGGGACAUCGACAGAGCCGAGCCAACAGCACCCCCAACAGCAGUAUACGACGACGACGCCAUGUUCGACGACGACCUACCCAGGCCCCCGGCCGAUGCCAGCGGUGGCGUCAAGGUUGUGAGGAGGAGCAACAAGGUCGAUCAGAAGUAG
Molecule: messenger RNA, 1107 nt
Organism: Grosmannia clavigera kw1407
Lineage: Eukaryota; Fungi; Ascomycota; Sordariomycetes; Ophiostomatales; Ophiostomataceae
Exons: 3
Coding region: 1-1107 (368 amino acids)
Cellular component (GO): cytoplasm
Molecular function (GO): GTPase activity
Source: RefSeq, a predicted model, not a curated record